AUGUCAUCUCUCCAGUACUUCAACGAAAAAGGUGCUGGCCAAAAGUUCAGCGAUGAGUGUCACUACUCCCAGGCUGUUGUGGUCGGAGAUGUUGUCAAAUGCUCAGGACAAGGUGGUUGGGACGAGGAAGGGAGUCUGGACGGCGACGAUUGGCAAGGACAGAUCGACUAUGCUUUUGCCAACGUCGAUCGCGUUCUCCAAGCAGCCGGACUUCGUGGCUGGGAAGACGUCUACCUCAUUCGAAGCUACAUGACGGACAUUACCAUGCACUUCGACUACUUCGUGCAGAAGCUCAAGACUCGCAUCCCUGGACACCGUCCCAUCUGGACUGCUCUGGGUGUUCCAAAGCUUGCAUUCCCUACCAUGUUGGUCGAGAUCGAGGUUGAAGCAUACCGAGGCAAGCAGUGA
Messenger RNA from Aureobasidium uvarum, 408 nucleotides. The record is from the annotation of a GenBank genome assembly. Lineage: Eukaryota; Fungi; Ascomycota; Dothideomycetes; Dothideales; Saccotheciaceae.